Messenger RNA from Chaetomium strumarium, 2659 nucleotides. RefSeq lists its product as uncharacterized. The record is from RefSeq and is a predicted model, not a curated record. Bases 166 to 2226 code for a protein of 686 amino acids. Lineage: Eukaryota; Fungi; Ascomycota; Sordariomycetes; Sordariales; Chaetomiaceae. The transcript has 7 exons.
GUUUGCUUGCUUGCUUGCUUGCAAACCGGGGUUAACCGGGGUUUAUUUACGAAGUGGGAGUAUCCGGAGCCGGAAACCCUCGUCUUCCCGGCCUCACUUCUCCAUUGCUUUUCCUUCGCCCAACACCCUCCCUGCCACGCUGCAGUCUUUUUUGACUUUGGAGCCAUGCAAUUCCUGACAGCCGUGGCCGCCCUGGUCACCAUGGCGGCCAACACUGUUGCUGCCGCCUCGACCUUCAAGCCUGCCAGACCCCCUGCGGUACCCCUUGCCGUGAGAUCGCCGUAUUUGAAUGCCUGGCUUCAAGGGGGGUCCUCUGGCGCAAUCCUCCCGGGCUCCUGGCCGCGGCACUGGACGGGAAAUAUCCUGGGCUGGCAGGGCUUGGUGGCGGUUGAUGGGGUCACCUACAACUGGCUGGGCGCGGCGCCGGGCCCGGCACCGGUGAACCAGGUGUCACUCGAGUACACCUCGACGAAGAGCAUCUUCACCUUCGACGUUUCCGGAAAGGUUACCAUGACAGUAACCUUCCUAUCGCCUGUCUAUCCCGACGACUUGGCGAGGCAAUCUCUGCAGUUCUCGUAUAUUUCCGUGAAGGCGAGAUCCUCCGACGGGGCGUCACACAGUGUCCAGGUUUAUAUGGAUGUGUCUGGAGAAUGGGCUAGCGGGGACGUUUCCCAGAUCGUCGAGUGGAAUUCCAGCCAAGCAGGCGAUAUCGUCUACCACAAGUUCUCGCGGCAAACGCAAGAGCAAUUCAAGGAGAACUCAGAGAUCGCCAGCUGGGGUGACUGGUAUCUGGCCACCCGUUCGGACAGCGGUUUGACCUGGCAGAUUGGCGCCGACACGGCGGUGCGAGGCCAAUUUAAAAACAGCAGGAUUCUUGCCAACUCAAAGGAGGCGAACUUCAGAGCCGUGAAUGAUCAAUGGCCAGUAUUCGCAUUCUCCCACGACCUCGGAAAUGUGAGCCAAAACGAUGUGGAGAGGGUGUUCACCCUCGGCCUCAUCCAGGAUCAAGUCAUCAACUUUGCCGGCCUGAGCGGCCAGUUGGGGCCGGUGCCGGGCCUGUGGAGAUCCUACUACCAAGACGACACUUCGGCCGUUACGUCUUUCUACAACGACUAUCCACACGCACUCGAAACAUCCUCAGCCCUCGAUGAGAGGAUCCAGACGGACUCGGAGAAUGCUGCAGGAAAGGACUACGCCGUCGUUACCACACUCGCCGUUCGCCAGACCUUCGGCGCGCUUCAGUACGCCGGUACGCCGUCGAAGCCGUACAUCUUCCUCAAGGAGAUCAGCUCGAACAGUGACAUACAGACCGUCGAUGUCAUCUUCCCCGCGUACCCGAUUUUCAUGUAUCUCAAUGCAACCCUCGGCAAAUAUCUGCUUGAUCCGCUGUAUGAGAACCAGGAAAGCGGAGCGUAUCCGAACGCUUACGCUGAACACGACCUCGGAACCUUCCCCGUAGCCAGGGGCUACCCGGAGGGGAAUGACGAGCCUAUGCCCCUGGAGGAGUGCGGAAACAUGAUCAUCAUGACGCUGGCCUAUGCGCAGCGCGCUAGAGACACGGCAUACCUGUCUGCCCACUAUCCUAAGCUAGCCGGGUGGGCGCAGUUUUUGGUGGAGGAGUCGCUGAUCCCGGCGAGCCAGCUCAGUACCGAUGACUUUGCGGGAACCUUGGCCAACCAGACAAACUUGGCCAUCAAAGGAAUCAUCGCUCUCAAAGCCAUGUCCCAUAUCGCACAGCUUACCCACAAUAAUGAUACCUUCUGCGAAGUCGCGGAUAGAUAUCUGGAGGGCUGGAAAGAGUUGGGCAUCAACUCGCAAGCGAACCCGCCUCACACGACGCUGAGCUAUGGGGACAACGACAGCCAUGGCCUCCUCUACAACAUCUACGCCGACAAACUCCUCAAUCUCAACUUCGUGGACCAGUCCAUCUUCGACAUGCAGAGCAACUUCUACCCGACCGUGGCCAGCGAGUAUGGCGUGCCCCUCGACACGCGGCACACCUGGACCAAGUCGGACUGGGAGAUGUUUGCGGCGGCCGUCGCCAGCGAGUCGACGCGGGACAUGUUCAUCUCCAAGCUGGCCAACUGGGUCGGCACGACGUCGACGGACCGGGCCAUGACCGACCUGUACGACGCCGUCACGGGCGCAUAUCCAGCUAAUGGGCCGACGUUCGUGGCGAGGCCCGUCAUGGGAGGGAUGUUUGCCUUGCUGGCUCUGCGCCACUGAUUUCGGACGGAUGAACCGGUUAUUGCGCUGCUUUGCAGUACCCGUAGUAGGCUGAACAUCGCCUGCGCCACGUGGAUGAGGAUGCGGUUUGCACUGCUUUGAUAAACUUUGGACGGGGAGGCUGGCUGCACGCCGAGUCUGGAGCGUCUAUCUAAUAAUAAGUCUCCUGAGUUGCUCUUACUAGCCAGAUACUUUAAUCGACGUAAUAAAAAAACUUGACUGGGCAGACCCCAUGUCGCUGUGACUGUGAGUACAUCGUUGGAGUGCUUUGGUCGGUUUGGAUACCACCUAAUUGACAUUCACCUGCCAAUUACCUGACACUGGCAGUGUUCCGGACGUUCCACAAAGCUGCUGUUGAAUAUAUGCGGUCAAAGACGGUACUUGACUUCAAGCUUAAUAACCUAGGUACCUAGGUGCGUGACCUACGGUAGCC